AUGUAUUUAAUCUAGUUUAAUAAUAGUGUUUGCCGUGUUCAAGCAGCUGCUAAAAUUGUUUUAGCACUAGUUAAGACUCUUGCAUAAGUUGCCCUCAGAAUUAUUACAAAAAUUGUAGGAUGCAUUAAAUGUGAUUCUAAAUAAAACUGCUUGCAAUGCAGUCCUAAUUUAUACUUUGAUAAGUGUAUAAAUAGCUGCCCAAGCUCAUACUAUCCAAAUUAAAAAACAUAAAUAUGCGAAAAAAUUAGCUAAUGCAUACAAAUUAACGAUACUCCUCCACUACUCAAUUAAAAAGUUCUCCAAUUAAACUCAUUAUAUCAAGAUUACUACCUUAUUAGAGCAAAUUCAUGCAAUUUUGCUUUAGUAGAUUAAAAUUUUUAGAUAAUUUACAUAGAGAUACUUUAAAAUAUGCCAGACUUUGAGCUUAAAUAUAUGAAUACUGGAGAGGAAGCUUAAUAAAAGAGUUUUAUUUUGGAAGAAUAUGGAGGCUGCUUAGCUAAUAAUUCUAUAAAAUAGUCUUUCUUAAUUAAAAGACUAUAUGUUCAAUAGCUUGGUUUGAUUUGA
Molecule: messenger RNA, 564 nt
Organism: Tetrahymena thermophila SB210
Lineage: Eukaryota; Ciliophora; Oligohymenophorea; Hymenostomatida; Tetrahymenidae
Exons: 4
Source: RefSeq, a predicted model, not a curated record